AGGAUGGAAAAUGUGCCCAAUACUAUUUAGCCUGAAGAUAAUGUAGGAACUUCACAAUGACCUUUAUUGACCUUUGAUCAUGAACAUUGAUCUUUCCCUUCGGAGUAAGGUCAUCCUGUCUCUUGGUGUUCCAGCCACAUGCCUCUUACUGUAUUGGUUGCUGAGGAACCGAGACGAAGAAGAUGAGCAAGAUGAGGAUCAACAAAGAGUUACUACCUCAAGGCAGACAGUUAUUGAGAUCAAAGUCCCAUCCAAGGCUGUUGGACCAAUGAUCGGCAGACAGGGAGCUAAUAUCAAAAAGCUACAGGAACAGACAGGGACGAGGAUCUGUUUCAAAGAUGACUCUAAGCAUGAUCCAGGGGCAGAUCGCACACUAGUGAUCCGAGGGUCAACAGCCCAGGCACAGGAGGCAGAGCUACUUGUCAGGAGGACUAUCAGUGAAAUACCAAAAGUACUGACAGAGGAGAUUCAAGUACCAAUCAAAGCUCUCGGCAGAAUUAUAGGCAGAAAUGGAGACAGCAUUCGGCAGAUAACUCGUUCAUCCAACACACGCAUUUAUAUAGACCGGGCUAGAGACGAACCACGUGACAUCACAAAACAAGUCUCCAUCACAGGAAGUCAGGAGCAGAUAGAUAUUGCCAAGAGUCUCAUUCAAGAAAAAGUGAACGAGGAAGAAAUAUUUCGUGCUAAAGCAGCAGUGAUGGCAGCCAAUCGGGAGCAGCGUAACAAACAGGUUUCAAGACCGGUGCGGCACACUGACCAUGUACAGGCAGAGAAGCAUUCCAUUGAUCCAGAUGACAUAUCUAAAAGUCCAUCACCACAACAACAUGUUAUUUCCCUGGCAACACAUGUUAAGGAAUGGCCGAAGCAGGAGUAUGUAGAGGUGUAUGUAUCGUCCGUGGCCGACCCCAAUCACUUCUGGGUACAGCUCAUCUCAAGCAAUGCAAUUCAUCUUGAUGAACUUGUCCAGCGGAUGUCCAGUCUAUACAAUACUGACCACUAUAAGAACAUGUCCGAUAAUCAGUAUAAUGUCGGGGACUUCGUCGCAGCAUUGUAUGAACAAGACAACUCUUGGUACCGUGCACAAGUAAUGGGAAUAGAAGGGAGACAACUUGACCUGUAUUUCGUGGACUUCGGUGACAGUGGCUAUACUGAUGUCAAUAAUGUUCGUUUACUCAGGGACGAUUUUCUUGUGUUACCUUUCCAAGCUGUCCAGUGCUGUCUAGGAGAGGUCAAGGCUAAAGGCGAGGACUGGACAGAGGAAGCUGUGAAUUUCUUUGAGGAUAUCACCUAUACUGCUAAAUGGAAGGUCCUCAUGGCAAAGAGGAUAGGAACAAAAAGUACACAGGAGAAUGAAGUGAUACAAAUAGUUCAGCUCAUAGAUACAAACUCUGACGUGGAUAUCCAUAUUGCACUUGAGCUUAUCAAACAUGGAUUUGCGGAAUUGGCUUGAAACAGAAGCUUGAAAUAGGUCACAGAAGCCAAGGCCACCUGAAUUUGAAGAUGUGUUUUAAUACAAAAUAUUCCUAUUUCUUUUGUGCUGUAGUUUAACUAUAUCUUAACUCACAACUGAGAAGUUUUAGAUUAAUUUUAUUCCUGUUUACAAUUGGAUUUUGAUUUGUUAAUCAUUUUUGUAUAGAUCUGGAGUCUCCCUAAUUUCAAAUUGUCCUUAUAAUUCCUAAACCAUGGAAAUUAAUUAGAAUUCUUGUCUUACAGAAUCUGCAAAAUCAUCACAUAUGACACCAUGCUGAUGAAGGUGUAAAGAAAGUUUGUUUUCACUGAUUAUUUUCUAUCCAUAUUUUAAAUUUGAUAAUUUGAUAGAUAUUCAUAUUGGUUUUGUAUCUAUUAUAGAGACUGGUAUAUCUCCCUACUGAUUGUGGUGACAAGAUGAUUUUGUUAGGGAUAUGUUCGUUUUAUUAAUGACAAUGGAUUUGGUACAAAUCUUGUGUAGAUAAAUUAUACCUGACUUUUAAGUUGGAGGUCAGGAACAGUUUGAGUUCAUAGUGGGAUCAUCAAGGUCAUCAAGGUCGAGGUUGAUGCCUAGUGUCAAGGUUCAAUCAUAUUGUUGCUAAGUAACUAGAAUCGACCAACAUUGAAGCAUUUCAUGAAAGUUUUUGAUUCAAUUUAUAAGGUGUGGUCUUAAUUUGUAUAAUCAAAUAAUGACAGCUUUAAGAGGUACAUGUGAAAUGAUGACAUGUUUCACAGGUACUCAUAAAAAGAUGACAGGUUUCACAGGUACACUUGAAAUGAUGACAGGUUUCUUAGGUACACAUGAAAUGAUGACAGCUUUCACAGGUACACAUGAAGUGAUGACAGCUUUCACAGGUACUCAUGAAAUGUUGACAGGUUUCUCAGGUACACAUGAAAUGAUGACAGCUUUCACAGGUACACAUGAAAUAAUGACAGGUUUCACUAAUAAUCAUGACUUCUUGAAACAUCUUUUUUGCACACAGAAGUUGAUGUAAUUUUUGAGACAUUUAAAAAGUAAACAAGAAUUGAAAAUGUUUUCAAAAAGUGCCUAAGAAUAUAUUGAAGACUAUUGUAAUUAGGGCAUUCAGUUGACCCUUGAAAUCUGGCAAUUUCAUCAGUCAAAUCACAAAUCAGAAAGGUAGUUAACCUCAGAAUAAAGAGUUAAACAUCAUUUUUUGGCAUGAAAAACUUUCGAGUGUCUACUGAAUGUUCUAAACUAUAUUAUACAUACAUCAUAUUCAAGAAAACGUUUCUUUCAGUGAUGUGUAAUGUUCUUUCUUUUUUUCGUUAUUAGUGAAAAUGAUCCUUUUCUUUAUUAAGUGAUAAACACAUUGAUAGCAUUUACUGAAGGACAUUAUGGAUAUUAUAUAUAGUAUUGGUGUAGCGCAAUGUUGUGUUGUGUCUGUGUGUCAGGUCUGAUGAUAAGGGGAGGUAAUAAAGUGGUUUAGUAGAUGUGAGAAUGUCAAGAUUGUCAAAAAAUUACAAUACAAGACUGAUUUAUACUUGUUUUUGGAUGUCGUUAUACUGUCUGCAAAGCUGUGUGUCAGGUAUCAGGGCAAGGGUCAUGGUUUGGUGGGGGAAGGGGGGAUCAAAAGGUAGAGAGAAAGGUAGGGGAGUUGGAGUGUAUGGAGAAAUGACAACUUGGAAAUUUUA
Ylistrum balloti is the source of this 3123-nucleotide messenger RNA. RefSeq names its product tudor and KH domain-containing protein-like. Gene Ontology annotation, biological process: spermatogenesis. The transcript has 11 exons. The coding region runs from base 80 to 1453 and encodes 457 amino acids. Gene Ontology annotation, molecular function: RNA binding. Lineage: Eukaryota; Metazoa; Mollusca; Bivalvia; Pectinida; Pectinidae. The record is from RefSeq and is a predicted model, not a curated record.